Molecule: messenger RNA, 1064 nt
Organism: Rhizophagus irregularis DAOM 181602=DAOM 197198
Lineage: Eukaryota; Fungi; Glomeromycota; Glomeromycetes; Glomerales; Glomeraceae
Cellular component (GO): membrane
Source: RefSeq, a predicted model, not a curated record
UUUUCUUUCGAAUUUUUUUUUUUUAAAAAAAAAUAAAAUGAAAGGUGAAAGCACAAUUCCAAGUCAUUAUGUUGUUUUAGAAAAUGUAUUUGGUCUCAUAGGAACGGCUUUUUGGUCAUUUCAAUUGGUUCCACAAGCAUAUAAAAAUUGGCGGGGAAAAUCCACCAAGGGCCUUUCUCAAGCAAUGUUCCUCUUAUGGACGACUUCUAGUAUUUUUUUUGGAAUUUACGCAAUAGUUCUGGAUUUAUCAAUUCCUUUAUUGAUUCAACCACAAAUCUUUGGUAUAAUUGCUUUAUUCAUUUAUGUACAAUGUUUUUAUUAUUGUCCGUCUAUGUUCGAAGGUAGUAAAAUAAAAAGUGGUGUUUUAUUCGUAAUAUUGACUAUAUUACUUACUGGAAUUGAGGUUGGAAGUGUUUAUGGAAUUAGAUACGCGAAUAUGAGAAACGUUAAUUGGCCUGAAAUGGUCAGCGGGAUUAUACCAGCAGUCUUAUUAGUUAUUGGUCUCGUACCGCAGUUUAUAAAAAUAUAUCAGUUAAAACGUGUAAUUGGUAUUUCAAUGAUAUUUAUGGCAUUUGAUAUGUUAGGAGCCUUUUUUUCUGUUCUAAGUUUGGUUUUCAGACCACCACCUUUUGAUACAUUAGCAUCAUUUACUUACAUAUCAGUAUUUACAUUAGAUGGUUUAAUAGUAUUCUUGUAUUACUUUUUAAAUUGGUAUCAUUCAAGAAAACAAUCUACCAUAAAUAAUAAUAAUAAUGAAGAAAAUGAUUUAUCGAUAAUUGUUGUGGACGAUGUGAAACGAAAUGAUGCCAUUCAACAAGUAUCCGAAAUUAACAAUCAUUGAAUUCUUUUAUUCUGAAUGUAAAAUUCUAAAGAGAAAAACAAAAAAGAUUCCGAAAUUCUUUUAUUCCUUAAAAAAAAAAAUCCAGUCUAAUAACUCGAUUGGCGUUUAUUUGUGUAAAAAAAAUUAAUAAAAUUUAAAAAAUGUGUUGGUAAUAAAUUACGUAAUAUUUUGUAAUAUUUGAAACAUAGGAUUGUUAUUCAUUAUCCAAUCAAAUCCGAUUUUC